Annulohypoxylon maeteangense is the source of this 3932-nucleotide messenger RNA. RefSeq lists its product as uncharacterized. The transcript has a single exon. The coding region runs from base 235 to 3354 and encodes 1039 amino acids. Lineage: Eukaryota; Fungi; Ascomycota; Sordariomycetes; Xylariales; Hypoxylaceae. The record is from RefSeq and is a predicted model, not a curated record.
GUCGCACGUUCCCCAACGUUAUAGUCCGAUCCUGCCAAACUCUGAUCCGCUCACCUACCUCAAGUGUUCUCGCUAACUGCCGAGUAGCCACGCACUUGUGUUGUCUAAUCCUAUGAGUGAGGGAAAGAUGAACAUUCUCCUUAGUUCCGUUUCGGAUUCGUCACCACUAUCAGGCAGGUAGUAACGAUCGUGUCUGAUCUGAUCUGCCCUGGGGCAGAAGAGAAAGCCAAAGAAAUGGCAUCUCCAAGACGUGGACGAUCUUCAUCUUUAUUCUCACCGUCAUCGCUACGCAGUCCAAGCUCGGACUGGCUUGUAUCAUUUUCCCCUAGUACGAGUCAAAGCCAACCACCACCGAUCCGACAACGCACGAAAAGAAAGAUGAGCCCCGGAAAGCCCUCAACGGCUACUAGUGCUGACCGACCGUCUCAAAAGCGAACGUCCUCUUUCAGCGGCUUCUUUAGCAAGAUUCUACCGAGCAACCGUCCAGAGCAAGGAGGAACAUAUCGCACAACUGACUGGACGGGAGAUGAAGAGAUCGAUCCUAGCGAGUUGACCGAUUGGAAUAUUGCUAAGGAGAAGAGCCCAGCUCAUCAUACAACUUCAUUGAUAGUCCCUGAUGAGUCCAUUCAUCGUCGAGUCUGGAGUUGGAGCCCACAAAAAGGGGACUCUAGAUUCGUCGAAAACUUGCCUAGGGAUCGAUCUCUUGGACGUGAACGGUCUCCAGAUAAACCGGAUCGUGAACCACUUCCGCCUCGGAAAUCGGAAGCCCUGAAUAGGGCGGAGGUCCAUGAGCUGCUCAAAUCCAAGGAGAUGAGCAGGAAAAGCCGACGAAGCCUGAAGGAGAGCGGGGACUGGCUGGGUGUUCAGGGUGCUGAUCCAUACUCGGGACAAUUUCCGGUUCUGACACCUACAGAUACGCCUAGCUCGGAGACAACAAGCAAUUCAACGCGAGGCAGGCUGGCCGGGUUAUCACGGAAGAAGAAGGCUGCAAAGUUAGAGUACGAGCAAGCUAAGCUAUUAGAAGAACAGGAAAAGGACAAGGCUAGAUUGAACAAGGAGCAAGCGAAGCUUAAUAAACUCGAACACGCGAAGGAAGAACUUAAGCGUCAGAAUUCAUCACCAAAAUGGAGCCAACAUAAGCGUCAAUGGUCAUCCGCCGCCGAGCCCAGUCUCAGCCCAAUCGCUCAAUCCUUAGAUAGUGUGGCACUUGGAAGCAGUGAGACAUCUAGUUUACUGUUUUCGGAGAUGCCCACUGACUCUGCCUCAUCAGAUCCCGAAGAGAUCACAGUUAUCCCGAACUUCUCUCGUCCCAAUCGCCCGCCCGUAACUUUGAAGGCUACUUCAGGUCAAGCCGAACGUCUUAGCUGCGAUGGCUCACAACGUCGAGGUCAUGAACGCCGAGACUUGUCAACAGAUACGAUUAUACAUACCUUACCAGAUACUAAUCCCGAUUCUGCAUCUCUAACAAGGCCGGUUACUCAGCCAUCAGAGGAGAAUCUCAGUAUUGGACAAUCGGAUAUUGGACGAACCAAGAGCGAGAGGCAUUUUUUAUGGAGACGCCGACGAGAAACAGAUCCGGGAAAGUCCGUUUCAACACCACCCGUGAGCCUCAUCACAUCCAUGAGAAACAAGAACCGGACGUCCAAUUCGGUCCAAUACAUCCCAAAGGAUCACUUCGCCGACCUAGAUAUCCCGGAUUAUCGACUCCAUCUCUUAUCUCCGGAGCCGGCGGACACAGGCGACAGUCAGUCGACUCAUUCGGAGGAUUCCCAACUAACGACACCCAACUUAAGCUCCCUCGGGGUAAUGGGCGGCAGCAAAUUAGCACUGUCCUCAACUACAAACCUGGCCCGCUCACUGGGAAACGACAGAAGCACCCAAAGCAUAAACGGAGCUACAGCGACCUCAUCCCAGCAGUCAAAACUGAAGGGAAUCAUGAGACGUCCUUCGAAGUCCAUCCGCCGAAAAUUAACCCCAAGCCUGCUAGGUACAGCUCAUACCAAAGAGAUGGAGAGAAAUCAGAGAUCGCCUCCAACUUUCGACCAAGUCCAGGACCACUCGGUCAACCAUUUACCGGAAGAUAUCCCAGAGUGCCAGAGCCAACAUCUACAGUCGGAUCUGCAAGGGAGGAUCAGUUUGGAGCAAGCAGAGACGAUUUUGCCCCUAGACAAGAAGGCAAAAUCAGCCCGGAGAGGAUCUGUGUCCAUACCCAUCACCACCACUACUGGAUGCGUGGACCUCGCCCUGGUGAGCCUAUCCGACUUUCCUCGGCCGAAAUUGAGUAUCGAAACCAAGCAGAUCAACGGCCACACAGGCGCCACGGAGUUUUCGACGAUUCCAACGUCGUCCCGUCAGCAAGAGUGUCACAUCAUACCGGAGCCGAUCCAAGAGGAGUUUAGGACGACUUCCCCUCCCACCGUGAUACAGAAUGGCUCGCCGAAUCUCGAGCCCCCUCAAGAGACACCCGGGAUCGAUAUUAUAUCAACCCGCGAAGCGGCACCAGAAAAGAAACCGCCAAUCAGAGUUUCCAUUUCAACGAUCCCCCGCCUCUACCGCCCCGUCCAACAGAAUCUCGAAACGAAGGACGCCGAGAUGCGGAAGAAUACGGACACGGUAGUGGGAAUCGAAUCGACCAAGAUACAAGCACUCAAGCCUGUAGUAGAUUCCAACGGCACAACCAAGCAGGAGAAGCAAGGCCGGAAGAUCAGCCAAGAACGUCAAAACAAGGGUUCGACCCAAAUCCCAAAGGUAGCUUCGCAGGAAGCUCAUCGGCGCGUAUUGUUAGAGAAACAGAAAGAGAACAUGCUAGAAGAGGCAACCCGAAUCGCCAUAUUGCGUUCGAAGACCAAGGAAAUGGCGACAAACAGAUCGGCCGAUCGCAAGGCAGGCCGAAACCGCAGCCGAAGUCCCAGCCCGGUCAAGAAGCACAUGCCAAGCAAAGCGACGGAGCCGAAGCACUCGCUUCAGCAAAAGCGCCCGAAGAAGAAACGCCACAGCGAAGAAGGCGGAGGCACCGGGCUUCCUUCCAAGCAUGAACACGUCAAGAGGAGCACAACCCAAACCCAAACGCAGCACAAGAGAGGUUCUACGGAAAGAAUUGAUUGGGCAGACGUGACUGCGACCGCGGUCCAAUUCUGUAAGACCGUCUACGUAGUCUUCCUCGGCUUAGCUUGCACGUGGUGGGCCAUGGUCCGGCCCGCGUUUGAUCAACAAAGCGAUCUCUGGAGGAGGAGGCACAGGAAGCAGAGCACAUGGGAAGAUGCGAUCGUCUUCAUCUCAGCAGGUGUGUUCUGCCUUGCCGGCGGACUAUCCGGUUGGUACGCAUCGAAGAUACUCUGGUGGCUUAUCGAAUAGUGGCUUUUUGAGACAUUGAGACUUUGUAUGAUACAAUAGGAUGGUAUUCUUGUAUGAUUAUGUACGAGCUUGAGCCUUGAGGGGUUCGGGCUCGGGUUCAGGUUUAAAUUGGGAAGAAUGGUCGACUGGCUACCUAUCGCAGAGGUUUCUUAGAACUGCCUAACCUAGUAAUGAAGCUCUCUAGAUACGGGUAGCUAGCCGACUGCGGUAUUCGGAAAUGGUUAUGGCUGAUAUGGGUACUGGACCCAUUUCCAGCAGGCCGUUCUAGAUGGUUGAGGCUCCGACGAGAGCCGAUGACCCUGAACGGCAGCGAAAACUGGAGCUGAGGGACGGUAAGCAUCGGAGGGACACCGGACCGCUAAAAGGCUAAAAAGGGGAGGAAUAUUCCUGGAGGUUGCUGGAACUUCUGCGUACCACUUUAAUAUAACAAAGGUGCGGUGAAUAUGCAUCGCACUAUACUAGAGGUAGCCGUAAGGAUUAUCACCAACGAUUGAUUAUUCGGUGUAACGAAUUUGCGACUUCAUGUUGGCUCUUACUUCUAAAAGCCUAUUAAAAUUUUAAGUGAACUUAUACUAUAU